Striga hermonthica is the source of this 663-nucleotide messenger RNA. NCBI's taxonomy places the organism in Eukaryota, Viridiplantae, Streptophyta, Magnoliopsida, Lamiales, Orobanchaceae. The record is from the annotation of a GenBank genome assembly.
AUGAUGGCGACCUCCGGCAUUGGUUGGAGUGAUACCGAAAACAUGGUGACUGUGAGGGAGGAAGACGUAUGGAUUGAAUACCUAAAGGUUCAACCAAAAGUUAAAGGAAUGCGUUACAAGUCGUGGCCUUAUUACGCUGAUUGGGUUGAAGUGUUUGGAAAAGAUAGGGCAAUAGGCCAAGGGGCAAUGGGAUUUACAAAUGCAGUCAAUGAAGUAUUACGCAACAACACAGAGCCAAUACCGGUCCCUACAACCCCGCAACACGUACCACAAUAUUCAUUUGAUCCUUUACAUGAAAAAUUGAUGGAGUCAUCUUCGGCUCAAGGUGGUGACAAUAGUUGUUUGAGUAAGGGAAAGCGCUCCUUGAAAAGAAAACGUGUGGUCGAAGCAGAGGACCAAAUUGUAUUUAUGUUGUCUUCAUUCUGUGAAAAUGCCAAUGAACGUUUUUCAGAAUUUUCUAAAGGAGUCGGUUUCCAAAAUGCCACAAAAGAACAACGUAAGGCCGUGUAUGAGGAGCUACGUUUAAUUUCUGGGUUGGUUACCUGCCAAAAAGUGGUUGUCGCUAGAUAUUCAUGCAAAAACAAUGAUGAGCUCGAUCUUUUCUUUAGUAUGGACCUUGAUGGUAAAAUCUCUAUGGUGCAACAGAUCUUACAAGAUUUGUAA